Molecule: messenger RNA, 6455 nt
Organism: Dermacentor albipictus
Lineage: Eukaryota; Metazoa; Arthropoda; Arachnida; Ixodida; Ixodidae
Product: homeobox protein orthopedia-like
Biological process (GO): regulation of transcription by RNA polymerase II
Cellular component (GO): nucleus
Molecular function (GO): sequence-specific double-stranded DNA binding; DNA-binding transcription factor activity, RNA polymerase II-specific
Source: RefSeq, a predicted model, not a curated record
GCUGCGGGUGGUAGGUCCGGGGUUAAGCUCAAUGUCACCGGAUAAAAUUAGCAGUUGCCGAAGAACAUGAAAACAGUCGAAAAGAAUAGCAAAACAGCAACUUGGGCUUGGCAGCACCAAUAAAGCAGCAUAGCGAGUACGUCGAGACGCGAAUAAAGAAUAGUGAUAGUUUACCUGCGUGACAAAUAAGCGUCGAAGGUUAGCGUUUGUCGCCAUGGCUGUGGUGCUGCCAAACCCAUGAAAGGCCGCGCGGGUUCCGAGCGGCUUUAUAUGGUAGAGGUGCGGAGAGGGUGAAGAUGUCUCCCGAUUAGAUGAGGUCGGUAUCACAAGGGCAUGCGCGGUCCAGGGCGGAGGCAGGUUAAGCGCAGCCGUGCACUGGAUUUGUUUUGGUGUCCCGAGGGCGCUGGAAGGCGUGUGAUCCGGCUGUACAAGCGGUGGUGCAGCAGGAAUGGUCGAUUGGACAUGGGGUCUGAAGUUUCUCGGAACGUCGACGGCAUACCCACCGCUUGGUUCUCGCGGCGGCAACGCUCGGCAGGAACCCAGUCGGGCUGAGUGCGUCGUACUAAACGGUGGACGGCGUGGCCAGCCGGCGAAGAGUACUUCGUCGGCGGGGCUCCAGGACGUGGGGCCGGCAGUUCCAUUGGUGACGCCAAGGAUUUCCACACUGUGAUGUCGGAGGGCACAGGAAGGAGUAUGAGAGGAACUUGGCGCUGUGGCCAAGGGAAUCACAUCGCCCGUCCCCACAAAGCUGCAGGCUAGUAUCGCUGAGCUCCGUCAGCAAAGUUUCCUGAUGCUCAUCCAAGACCUGUACUCUGUGCUGGGAGCCUAUGUGCUUGCAUUGUGGAAGAUCGGAAAACUUUUUUGGAAGCCGGCCUACGCUGCGUCGGACAAUGUGCUUGAGGACAUAAAGCCGGACGGCAGGGAGUGCUCUUUCCGGACCAACAGCAGUCACCGUACACCGUGUGACAGAACAUAGGAACUUCCAAGUGCGGGCCUUCCUGUUCCUCCGCCGAAUACGCCCAGCAUGUCGGCUACCCAUCAGGGCAGCGCCGCAGAGCGGUGAAGGCGCGAGCGAUAGGGCGCCGUCGGAUGCCCGACAUGGAACAGCUGACGGAGUUCGUGUCCAAGUCGUUCACACUCGACCGGGCUGUCGGCUUGCCGCCGCCUCCUCCGGUAGUGGGGGCACCGCCCAUCUUGGCGGCCGUGACUACGGUGAAAGCAGCCUCCGGCGGCCCUCACGGCUGCGGGCGCGGCGUGCAGUCGGCGCGGAGCCUCAACUUCACGGCCCAGAACCUGGCCACGUCCUCGCUGCGCGAGAAGACCCCGCCGCCACAGCCGCCGGCGCUCGUGGUGCCUGCCUCCUCGUCGUCUCCGCCGGCAAGCGGCACCGAGGGCUCGUCCUCUCGACGCAGGUCUUCGAGUGACGCCGAGCUCGACAAGGAGGGCGACGACGACUCGAGGGGCAGCCCCGACUGCUGUUCUCCGGAACCCGAUGGCCUGAGCAAGCUGGCAGCAUUGCCUGGUGGUCGACCGGCGGUACCAGCACCUUCCUCGCCUCCUCGUCGGCCGGAGCUGCCAUCGUCUGAGAGAAAGUCGGACGUGCACCAUCCUCCUUCUCUUUCAAUCGGUUCUGGACCGCCGAGACUCAAGGAGGAGUCCGCCUGCACCCCCGGCAGCAACGGCGGCAACGUGAGCAACGGUAGCAGCAGCGGUGGCGGCGGUGGCUGCGGAGGCAGCAGCAGCAGCAGCAAGGUUAAGCAGCGUCGAUCGCGCACAAACUUCACGCUGGAGCAGUUGAACGAGCUGGAGAGACUGUUCGACGAGACGCAUUAUCCAGACGCCUUCAUGCGUGAAGAGUUGUCCCAGAGGCUAGGACUGUCCGAGGCCAGGGUUCAGGUGUGGUUUCAAAAUCGCAGAGCAAAGUGCAGGAAACACGAGAGCCAGAUGCAGAAGAGCCUCAUGAUGGCGACAAGCACACCGAUCGAGUCGUCGCGCAUCGCGCCCUACAUCAGCGUCAGCGCGACGCCCCCACCCCCACCGCCGCCACAGGCGCCGAGGCUUUCGGCGGAGCGGCUCUUCCUGCCGCCGCACUCUGCCGCUGCCGCCGUUGCCGUCAGCGGCGCGGCGGGUAGCAGAGGAGGCGGCGGAACGGCAGCGGCCGCCGCCGCUGCCGCAGCAGCCGCGGCCACGUUUCUCCCGUACGCCGCCGACCCUACGGGACUUCUCGCUGCCGCGCACCACUACUCGGCGGUGGCCGCUGCGGCGGCAGCUGCCGUCGCGUCCGGCCACGCGCCGCCGCCGGUGCCGGCGCCUCCUCAUCCGCCUUCCUCGGCCGCGGCUGCCGCCGCUGCGGCGAGCCUACUGUUCUACCCGGCGCACAUGCCGUUUCCCGGCGGGCUGACCACUGCGCUGAUGGCUGCCGAGAGACUCACCACCAAGAACUCCAGCAUCGCCGACCUGCGGCUGAAGGCUCAGAAACACGCGGCCGCUCUGGGCCUGUGACGCAGGCUGGCGUCGCCACCGCUGCAGCCGUUGGACCCGCUCCGCUGCCGCCAUCGGAGGCGCAAACUGUGAAGGGCGAUAACGUAACCGGCCCUGCUGGAGCCGUCGUUGUUCACGGCGGCCUUGAGACGAAGACGCCCGAGUCGUUACGCUGGGAUUCACUCCUGGCCUUGAGAAGAGAACACGCCGCCAAAAAAAAAAAUGUGUUGGACAGCUCUCAAUUUUGGAGAUGUGAGGUUACAGAAAACACAACCUCGUUGGCGGGAACAUUACGCUGUGCGCGUCCGAUGUUAGUGCUACUCGUGAAGGAUGCGCCACGCUUGACGUGGAAUGCUUUCCGCGACCCACAGGAACCUGCUGUUCGGUGAAUGUUGCGCAACUUCAGACGGCCUGUGUUGGACGUGUUUCACUUGCACGCUGAAAUCUUCUGUGAUGCGCUAGUUCACUUGCUGCCCCGCAGGCAAGCGGUAAGGGCUACGAAGGGAGCGAUGUGCGCAACGCAUUUAUGCUAAAGGAGCACGCCCUACGAUUCGUCAUACAGCUUAGCUUCUCCACAUUGUGAACUUGAGUUCUCGUGAGAUGACUGAGAUUAUAGCGUCCAAUGAUUCAGGAAACAUCGCCAGAAAACCGAUGUUUGUUAUUUAUUAGGGCAUGUGUCGAAAAGAAUGCUGCUGCACACACACACACACGCUCGCGCACACACCCACCCACAAACACACACACACACACACACACACACACACACACACACACACACACACACACACACACACACACACACACACACAAAACUGCUCAAUCUGACCGUUGACAGCAGAGCAUCAUUGUCUUGCGGAAGUUCGUUGGCAAGCUCUUGUUGGCAGCUGUCCUGUAAUCAAGCUAGUGCUUUAGUAAGAUUAUUUCACUACUUGCUGCUUUGUCCAAAUAGGCUAUCUGUGAGAAAGAAUAGGCUGCUCUGUAGAUCUCUACACGCAAAUUACACCGUGCGUUCAAUGUUUGUUGCGUACUAGCAAGUGGAAAUUUUAAAGAAAUGAACAUGCGCACCAUGAAAGCGAAAGAAGACAGAAUGUUAAGAAAAAGUUUGAACAGAUUCUGCAAAGAAUGUGAGUGGCGAGGUCCGUAAACGUAGCCAUAAGCUCUGAUACCCAAGGCUGUGCUCUUUCGGGAGCUGCCUGCUAAAGCUUGCGAGAUCUUCAUCGACUACAAGUCAAAUCGCUACCAAUGGUGGUUUAAUCUUUAUGAGAGCGUGGGCGAACAUUCUUAGCCGUAUUGACGAGUAAAUGGAGCUGUUUGGUGCCGUGAAGGUCUGUGAGGUCUCCCCUAACCUCCAAAAAAAAACAUUUUAAAUUAAAAGCGAACUUCGGUGGCAGUGCCCAAGGAAAUGAGCAGGUUGGCGCAUGAAAACCGAAAGAAACCGCCUAUCUGCAACCAUAAGUGCCGCUCAAGAGUCACCUGUCUCGAUUCGGCGACAAAGAUUUCACGUUGGGCGUAUCGAUAUGAGCGUUUGCCGCUUCCAAAUGUAAUUCUGGACAAAAUAGCUAUAAGGUAUUUUUAAUAGGCUUUAGUUCGAGAAUACGCACAAGAUAUUCUUUUUUUUUCUUGCUCACCAGUACUAUUGACGUCCUUCUGAACAUCGCGCGAGAGUCACGCAAUAUGCAUGUAGCGAUAUCGAGGAAAAGAAAACUGCUCAUAAAUACAAAUGACUGUGUUGCUUGAGGGAGACAUGAUCAAGUAUAUUCGUAUGCUUAGAUCCGCUAAUAAAUGUACAGUCAGCACUGCGCGCAUGCUUUUCUUCUGAUUGAAGAAAUGCCUUACUGAUGAAAGCCCGCUAUUACUUGAACGCUCCACGGAAAGCAUCCCUUUCUUUCAUUCUUUUUUGCCCGGAAACACAGCAAGUAUAGACAGGAACACUGUCAACAAGUUGUGCUUGGAACAAAAUUUCAGCAUCGAGUGGUAUUGAAAACAUAAAUCAAUUAUCAAUUUUGCGUGUGCCUAAGUGUAAUGUGAACAAACGACACUUGAUGGCAAAAAAAAGGAGAUACUAACGUUAAUUUAAUUAUCUGUAGAGCUUCGAAUAAUUUGUGUUAAAGUACUAGUAUAAUAUUUUUGUGAAUUGCCAUCUCUCUCUAUUGGCUUCAGAAAGAAUAAAUUCCGUCCCCGGCCAUGUGAGAAAUGCAAAGAAAUGAUGUUUCGGGACCCCUACGGCUUCCUUGUUCACAUCUCAGGAAACAUGUUUGAAAGAAUAAAUUUUGGUCACCGACCCUGUCAAAAAAAAUGCACAAAGAAAAUAAAAUUGUUUGUUCACAUCUCAGGAAGCAUGUUAGAAAGAAUACAUUGGAGUCACCGGCUCAGUCAGAAAAUACAAAAAAAAAUAACGUUUCAUGUAAGCUUCAAUAUACUGCUUCAAUCAAUUAAUCAAAAAGGGAACUUUAUUACAUGUAGGUGAAGAUCAAGGGAUCACGGUAAGGGGCCUUACUACAUCCAGUACACAAAAGCAAAAAAAAAAUUGUAAUAUUAUUUGUAGUUACUAGUUGAAAGAGUGUAGCAAGAGCAACGUAACUUCGCGCUGCAGGUGAUAUAACGGUAAUCAGUGGUUCUAAGCACGUGAUAGCACAAACCAGUGGCGCUCAUGCCUGGCCAGUUCAAGGCCACAAAGCCAUUUCCUGCACCGUUAGCUUCGGUCCUCCCUCUCGUGCUUCGCUCGACAUUACUUCUACGGUUCCGCGAGGCAUUAGAGGUUUAUCUGCUGUUUUUACUAUGGGAAUAUUGAGCCUAUUCCUCACACAUGUAAAAUUGAGAGUUAAAAGGACCCUAAAGAGGUUUAAACACUGCAUCCGUUUAGACUGAUAAAGUAUUCACAGUAAACUCGAGUUUCGUUAAUUUCGUAGCAGUACGCUGAUAAAGGUGAAAUUUUUUUUUAAUUUCGCGCGAAACCGCAGCGUCGUUACUCCAUUAGGACAACGCUAAUUUCAAUGUAUUUCUGCACAUCCUGGCCGUUGUAUCGCGGUAAACGUUUUUGAAACUUGCGAAAUUCGGUCCUUUGCUCUUUUAGAUGACAGUUUAGCCAAUCUCUACAGAUAGCUAGGACUGAACAGACGUCGUGAAAAUGCAUGACGUCACGGCGAGCUGGAGCGAAAACUCGGAGGCAGCGUCACCACCUUUAUUUCGUCAUUGCGUAUUUUCUAAUUUACCAAGCCUCAUUUAACGGUAAGGGUGUUUUUAUUGUAGAGAGAAGGGAUAGAGGAAAAGCAGGGAGAUUAACAAGGCUGAUCCCAGUUGGCCUGCGCAGUAGUGGAGGAAAAGGGUACCGAGAAGUUCCCACUUUGCAAAGGUUAAUUUAGUGAUACGGCUAUAAUAUUCUUUUUUUGUGUGUGCAGUGUCCAUUUAUGCUCGAGGCUUUAGAGGAGGAGGCUUUAGAGGCUUUAGAGGAGGCUUUAGAACACAGCUUGUAUAUAUAGUCACAUCCUACUAUACCGCCCAUUCUUAUCAUCCCUCCUCAUGUCCCUUUUUUAGAGAGCAGUUCUUAGGUGCCCGUUCCUGCGGCAAUUGUCGGCGUGCCUCGGCGUCGUAGCUCGGCGUAACCGAGCGAACGAGCAAAGCGAAAAGUGAAAGCGAACGCGAAGUGCAGCGGGGAAUGAAAGACGCGAGGAGGAAAGCGGAGAGAAGGGUGCAGCGGAACCAUGAGGCGGAAAGCGGAGGAGGAGGGUAUGGCGAAAGCGUGAGAAGAAAGGCGUAGUGCGGCGACAAUGGCUACGAAACUGCGCCAGAGUAGCGCGUGUCGUCUGGUAGGUGUACGUGUCGGCGGCGGCUGCUGUGAAUCGCGCGCACGCGUCACGCACGAGCUGGCUCGCGAUCUAGAGACUAGCGAGGCAGUCGCGCCGCACUUGGCUCCGUUGGCAACGUGCCGCACGAGACAGAUUGUCCGCGCCAGCCAAUGUACCGCGAAACGAAAA